Ogataea philodendri is the source of this 777-nucleotide messenger RNA. RefSeq lists its product as uncharacterized. The transcript has a single exon. Lineage: Eukaryota; Fungi; Ascomycota; Pichiomycetes; Pichiales; Pichiaceae. The record is from RefSeq and is a predicted model, not a curated record. The coding region runs from base 1 to 777 and encodes 258 amino acids.
AUGGUUUCCGCAGCAGCUAACGUUCUUGCCACCAUUGGCACGGUUUUAUGGUGUAUUCAGCUUAUUCCUCAGAUCAUUCAUAACUAUAAGCGCAAAAACACCGAGGGACUCAACGAGUGGAUGAUUUUACUGUGGUGUCUGUGUGCUCCGUUCUUUGCCAUCUACUUUGUGUCCGAGGAGAGUUCGAUCCCCAUCCAGAUCCAGCCCCACCUGUUCGGGUUCUUCUGCUGGGUGGUUUAUUUGCAGGUGCUUUACUAUCCGCCAGUGAGCAGAUCGAGAAAGGGUAUCGUGUUACGCGCCGGACUUUUCCUGGUGUUCUGGGUUGCUGCCGAGGUUGGGUUUGUGAUCCCGCUGCGCAGAAUCUACCAGAACGGAACCACCUGGCCCGUGCUAGUGUUUGGAAUUCUGGGGUCUAUCCUGCUCGCUUUAGGACUGCUGCCCCCAUACUACGAGCUGGCCAAACGCCAGGGCCGCGUGGUGGGGAUAAACUUUGUGUUCCUGGCCACCGACCUGAGCGGCGCGCUGUUCUCGCUGGCCUCGCUCGCCGUCGGCGAAAUCGAUACCAUGGGCCUGAUCCUGUACUCCAUUUGCGCCAGUCUCGAGAUCGGCAUCUUCCUCAGCCACGCGAUCUGGUGGCUGAGAAUCGGAAGAAAAGCAAGCUCCAAAGACGGAGAACUCACACAGGUCAACACAGAAACAGAAAAGAUCGUCGAAAAGAUCCCAGAUUCUGACGACAGCAAUCUGGACGCUUUCAAGUCGCCGGGAACUUUGGUGUAA